UGUGAAUUAAUUUUAAAAUAUAUACGCUCUCAUGUGUAUGUUGAUGUAUUAAUAUUAAUAAUGAAAAAAAGGAAUAAAAUGAAAUAAAUUUAAUAAAACAUAAUAAUUAUAAUGAAUGAAGUUUUAUAAAAAAAAAAAAAUUAUGCUUUUCACGAACUGGUUUUACACCAAGAUAUAGUGUUUCACAAGAAAACCUAUGAUAUAUAUCUAAGAAGUAUUUUAUACUUACUGGAGAAAUCGGGUAUGUCCGUCUGUCUAUUGUAUUGCACAGCGCUGCUAAAAUUGAAGCAAAAACUUGAAAUAAUGAAAUAUUGCCAACAGAUGCUAAGCUAAGGUUUGGAAAUUUUUCAUUUGAAAACAUAUACGACCCACCAUCAUGGAAACAGUGUAUUUGUUGUGUCCUGGUUUCUUUGAUUUGCGAAAUAUGUGACUUGUUUUGCUUUUUGACUCAACCGCAACGAUACAUGUACAUAUGUACAUGUAUAUGCAUACACACAUAUAAAUAUAUUUUUAAAAACGCACAAAACUUGUAUAAAAGCAGAGGAAACAGACGAUAAGGAAAGUUGAGUUAAAUACUUAUUAGUACAAAAUUUUAAUGCAAUUUAUCAGUCAACUUGCAACGAAACAAAAUUAUGCUACGUUACGAUAAACGAUGGUUAUUGGUGUUCACUGCGAGUUCUCUCUUAUAUAUCGUCACAUAUUUAAUGAUCGCAGUCGAAGCUGGACGUACGCAUGUCGAUUUAACCGCUUGUCAACAUUUGAGACGUGCUGAGGCUCGACGUUCAAAAGCUUUAGGCGUGAGUUUGCGUACACCACGUUGCAGUCGUAGCGGCCAGUUCGAGGAGAUUCAGUGUCAAAAUGAUAAACUAGGUCAGAGCUGCUGGUGUGUGGAUGACUACGGCAUAGAGAUACCUGGUACUCGUAAUGCUUCCCGUUCUUUCGUGCAAUGCAAAGAACCGGCACAUUGCCCAGCUUCAGCCUGUCGUAUGUUUUGCCCAUCAGGUUUUGCCCGGGACCCUAAAACGGGGUGUACGCAAUGCCGUUGUCGCGACGCUUGUGAAGGUAUCCAAUGUCCACGUGGUCGAUCCUGCCAAUUGACCGAAGUAAACUGCAAGGGCGAACCAUGUCCCCCUAUACCGACAUGUAAAAAGGCUCGUUCGAUAGCAAAUUAUUGCCCAGCUGGUUUGCCUUUAGCUAUUGGUGAUGAGACACAAAUGAAACCAUUUCUUUGUGGUUUGGAUAGUGGCAAGCCUCAGUGUCCGCCUUUACAUCAGUGCCUAGUUGAGGACAAUAAUGAUUACGGAGUUUGUUGCCCGAACGCCUUAAAAUUCAAUAAACCGGGCUUAUGUCCAGCCUCAGAUGCGCAAAACUACUCAAAUAGUGCAGGUUAUAUAUGCGGCACACCUUGCAGCCACGAUCUAGAAUGUCCUAAUAUGGAGAAAUGCUGCUUCACCAAGGGCUGUCAAUUCAAUUGUCAACACCCUCAUAAUGUCACCACUUGCCAGCAGGCGAGGGCUCUGUCGGAUCUAUUAGCUAUAAAUGAAAGGGAGGGCCGUGGCUAUGUUCCGGAAUGUAAUGACACUGGAAUGUUCUCCCCACGCCAAUGCUCACGUAAUGGCCUGGUUUGUUGGUGCGUUGAUUCUCAUUCAGGCCAUAAAAUUAGUGGAACUAUGGGUGCAGCGAAAACUGUCACCUGCGAGGGUUGGGAGAAUAUGAUUAGUCGUUCCGAACUUGGUCGCAGCUUUGAUCGUCAGAAAUGUGAUACAAAUAUAUGCGCCGCCAUUUGUGAAUAUGGCUUCAAGAAUGAUCAUUACAACUGUCCGACGUGUGAAUGCUCGGAGCCAUGUGAUGGUUUCAAAUGCGCAUCAGGCUAUCAUUGUGAGGUAGCUGUCGAUCGUUUAUGCGAAUCGGGAUCCAGUCUAUGUGCAUCCUGGCCGAUGUGUAAACCUGAUCUGUUGUACACCAACCCUUGCGAAGUGGGAACUCCUCUCACCGAUAGCGAAAACAACGAAAUUUUGUAUUGCACAGACCAAGCCGAAACUCAGUUGAUCGGCCGGCAAGUCAAGUCGUUUUAUGAUCCUGAAUCCGUUGAAGAAACUUCCCGAGAUUUUAGCACGAAGCAUGUAAUCUGUCCUGCAGACUAUGAAUGCGUAAAAUUGUACAAAUCCAUUGAAAGCGUUUGUUGUCCUAAUACAACAAAAGAAGAUAUUCAGGCAGCGGAAACUCAAACUGAGAGCCAUCAACAGACAAUGUGUGAAUAUCUGCGUGACUUCUCAGAGCGUAUGGAGGGCACUGAAGAAGGUAUGAAAUUGGCCAUUUCAAAACCUCAUUGCUCACCAGAUGGGCACUAUAGUGAGCGUCAGUGCAGUUUUCGAAAGAUAAAAGUUACACGAGCUGAGCAGCGUAAAAUUCUGGAAGAGAACACUAUACGACGCAUGAGAAUGCUUUUAGCCAAUAAUAGCGACGCUAGCCGUAUACGUCGUAAACGGGAAACGGAAAGGCUGAAACUAUACAGAGUGGAUGACAGGUUGCUUAAAGUCGAAGUUGCUGCUCCAAUAAUGGGGCGCAACGCCAAAGUAAUUGAUAUGCACCCUAAUCGACAGCAAGAUGUGGGGCUACUUUUUGAAACUAAUUUUAAAAAAGUAAUCCCUGGAUCUAAACGUAUCUUGAGUGAUCAAGAAAUCAUUGAAUUAGAAGUGGAAGAAUGCUGGUGCGUGGAUAGCUUUGGUACGGAAAUACCUCGCACGAGAGGCUUUAACAUAACCGAUGAGGUCUGCUUAGAACUUCGUGACAGUAUUGAAUGUUUGGACGUCACUUGCCGCAUGGGUUGCGAAUAUGGUUUCAUUUUAGAUUCCAAGACCCGCUGUCCAGCUUGUCAAUGUCGCGAUCCUUGUUCCGAUGUAGUUUGCAGUGAGAUGGAGGAAUGCCGCGUGGUGGAAGUCUCAUGCGAUGACGAAUAUUGCCCUCCGGUUCCGGCGUGUCUUCCACGUAAACCAGGUCAGUGCCCUUAUCUCGUGCCACCUGCUCCCGACAAUUUGGACGCCAAUGCUUGCGCUUACGAAUGUCGCACCGAUUCCCACUGUGAGGGUGCUAAACGCUGCUGCUCAAACGGUUGUGGAACACAAUGCGUACUGCCGCAAAUGAAAACAGCUUGUCAACAUUUGCAAAGCAUACAAAUGCAUCAGUCCUCCGAAUUGGGUAUACCCGUUAUGAAAAUGCAUGUCGCUCAGUGCGACGCCAAGACAGGCGAAUGGAACCGCGUGCAGUGCUCACCUAACGGGUUCUGUUGGUGUGUAGAUCGCAGCGGUCAAGAGUUAAGCGGGACGCGAAUAAAGGAUUCUUCACCUGUUUGUCAAGAGAAUUCGGCUUAUAAAUGUAAGAAAGCAGCAUGUAAAAAUAAAUGUGAGACAGGCUUUAAGGUAAACCCAAAUGGUUGCCACACUUGUGACUGUCGUAACUUUUGCGAUGAAAUAAAUUGUGCAGCGAGUGAAGAAUGCCAACUGAUAUCCGUAGAAUGCGUCGAUACACCCUGUCCAAAAAUGCCGAUCUGUGUUCCAAGGCGGGAGUCUGUGUGUCCGGAAGGUAGCCCUUUAAAACUAAGCGAUUCAGAGGUAAGCUGCGGCCCCCACAAUGAGAAUGAGACGUGCCCUACUACGCACACUUGUCAAUUAAAUCCGGUCACUAAUCGCGGGGUUUGCUGUACAAAACAAAGAGACGUUUGCUUUGAAUCUUUAAAUAAUGCCUGCCUAGCGAAAGAAACUUCGAUAUAUAAUGUCACGCGAUAUCGCUUCAGCCCAAAAGUGAAUCGUUGUGUUGCUGUGAUAAUCGAUUUAGAUGACAGUGCUUGUCACACGAAGAACUUAUUCGAAAAUGAAAUAUCCUGCAGUUCCGUAUGUCCGAUUCUUACACAAUGUGAACGACUCAAAUUGAAGAAUAAUUUGGCUGCGCAGCGCACUGGUCACUCGUCGGUUUGGUUUAAGCCACGCUGUGAUCCCGUUACUGGCCAUUGGAGUCCAGUGCAGUGCAUAGGUAAACAACCCGACUUCAUCGCUUCAAAUAGCUCUUUCAGUACACCUUCGCUUGAUGCAGUGUGCUGGUGUGCCGACAAAAAAGGUGCGCCCCUAAAGGGAACUUUAACGCGCGAUCAAGAGCCCAUGUGUAACAGUCGUCAAGGCAGAAGUCAACAAUCAACGCAGAAUUCCAGCGAUCUGUUAAUGGAGGAGCUGAUAUAUCAGAUAACUACUUUAAUUGAAUUUGAUAAUUAUUUGGAAGAGGAUGUGAGCAAUGUAGUUACUAGUCCUCCAACAGCUGCUGAAGCCUCCGUAACAGAGCGAGUACGUGAAUUGGCAAAUUCUUUGUGGGAUUCACAACUUUAUAUCGAUUCUGCAAAGACCGCGUCACCGCUUCAGGUGACAACAACGCGUUGUCGUUCUCUUGCCAAUACAGCACCCUUUCCAGUUUCUUGUGAUGAAAAUGGCGCAUUUUUACCGACACAAUGCAAUCAACAAUAUUGCUGGUGCGUCGAUACGGCAGGCAAUCAACUGGAAACUUCCGUUAUAUUUGAAAAAGGUACUCAAACAUGUGAAGAGACGCCGAUUUCCAUCGUAAUGGUUGAAUUAUAUUUGCAAAACGUAACCGACAAACCAGUCGAAAAUAUUUACAAUACUAUUCGUAACGAAUUAGAGCAAAUGUUGGGCAAUAGUUUAAUUAAUUUAAGAGUUCAAGAGAAUUACGAAGGUGCCGGCACCGUCGUAGUAAAAUUUGAAUUACAAAAUGACAAUAAAAUUGAUUUGGCAUUCGCCCUUGAAUCGUUAGUACUAGAUGGUAAUUUUAAAUUAGGCUCUGGUCAUUACCUCUCCGAUAUUACACGUUCUCAAUUUGUACACAGGCGGCUAGAGCCAGCAACAUUCGCCCGAGUAGUAUCGCAUGAAGGCACCAUUCAAUUGGCGCUUUUUAUAACGGCGAGUAGUACCGCGUUCCUUAUUUGUGUGUUCGUUGUAUACGUUAUGCUUAAGCGCGGUAAAGAGAAAAAAGCGGCGCAAUUAGCUUACGCAUCGCCCUAUCAGACGCGAAGGUCUAGCUUAUCUUUGGAUUCGGAAUUUCCCGCACCAAUUUUCGUACUAACCCCUGAACAUGAUUUGGAAAGUAUUCGACCACCAUUAGAUAUUAAAGCUCAGAAUGUUGAAUAUUAAUUAAUUAAUGGUGCUGCAUUAUUUUGCUUGGACAUUCUUCGCUUUAAUGCCGUCUAAAAGCCUUUGUAUAUACAUACAGACAUUUCCACAUAUUUAUACAUAUAUAUAUAUAUUUAUUUACAAAAAA
Molecule: messenger RNA, 5319 nt
Organism: Glossina fuscipes
Lineage: Eukaryota; Metazoa; Arthropoda; Insecta; Diptera; Glossinidae
Exons: 7
Coding region: 633-5192 (1519 amino acids)
Biological process (GO): cell-matrix adhesion
Cellular component (GO): extracellular region; basement membrane
Molecular function (GO): serine-type endopeptidase inhibitor activity
Source: RefSeq, a predicted model, not a curated record